Messenger RNA from Pseudomyrmex gracilis, 1233 nucleotides. RefSeq names its product barrier-to-autointegration factor-like. Lineage: Eukaryota; Metazoa; Arthropoda; Insecta; Hymenoptera; Formicidae. The transcript has 3 exons. Gene Ontology annotation, molecular function: DNA binding. The coding region runs from base 447 to 719 and encodes 90 amino acids. The record is from RefSeq and is a predicted model, not a curated record.
UUAGCGUGCUGCAAAAGAGCCAAAAAACUGAGAACACUGGUGAGCGUUCCGGUAUAGUUCAGUGGUGUUGACGCAGGUUUUGAUUUUAUUUAAUUUACAAAUUAUUGUUAUUCAAUAAAUGAUCAAUAUACGUCAUUCCAAGUACGCAAGUAUAGCUACGCGCAUUGACAUGUGAUGAAUAUGUUAAACUGUAUACAUGAGAAGUGCCGAAAAAUGUGGAGGAUCAUGGCGUCCGUAACGGUCAUACGUGCAUAGAAGAUUUAUUUUUUGAACAAUUUCAGUGCCUUACGCCAAUCUACUUUUUACAAAACAGUUUUUUUAACAAAUAGACACGGGACAUAUAAUUGGCGUAUGAGUUUCUUCUCUACGCCCACUGAGCCAUAACAACAUAGAAUAGUUUAUCAAUAUUGCACAGAAAAGUAGCAUUUGGCUGCAUAAUUAUCAAAAUGUCGACCACAUCACAGAAACACAAAAAUUUUGUGGCGGAACCAAUGGGAGACAAACCUGUUAAUGAAUUGGCUGGUGUUGGAGAAGUAUUGGGGAAGAGAUUAGAAGCCGCAGGUUUUGACAAGGCAUAUGUAGUAUUAGGACAGUAUUUAGUGCUAAAGAAGAAUAAGGAGUUGUUUCAAGAUUGGAUGAAAGAUGCCUGCUCAGCAAAUGCUAAACAGUCUUCAGAUUGUUACCAAUGCCUUACAGACUGGUGCGAAGAAUUUUUGUAAACUAAUCAAAUCCGUCAUUUGAGGGCUAAGUUGCGUUGUGAAAUAUCAUACGAUAUAAAAAAACGUCACUCCCUACGUUUAAUCCCGUAACUCCAAAACGCAAAUUUUUAGGAGAGAGUUUAAAGGUUUAAAACUUCAUAUGUUUCUCUAGUUAAGGAAUUGUUUUGGUUUAAAAUUUUUACUUUACGUAUAAAUAAUUUUUUUUAAUUAGUGACCAUAAAGAACAUGACUUUCCAAGUGUUAGUGUGCAAUAAACUGAAAAUCUCGUAGGUGACAUUUAUGUAAUUUAUAUGUAGGGAGUGACGAAAAGUCCUUUAAAAAGUCUUCAAAACUAAACAAACAUAAAUACACACAAACACAUGUACAUACAUAUGCAACCCUAAUCCUGUAAACCUUAGAUUUUACAGAACACACCUAAAAAGAUGUUUACAGGAUUAGGGUUAAUAUUUUUUGUAAACUAUUUCAUAUUAAAAAAAAUAGUAAUUAUUAAAAUCAAUAAAGAUAUUUAUUCAUA